Molecule: messenger RNA, 2057 nt
Organism: Eupeodes corollae
Lineage: Eukaryota; Metazoa; Arthropoda; Insecta; Diptera; Syrphidae
Product: gastrulation defective protein 1 homolog
Exons: 3
Coding region: 128-2008 (626 amino acids)
Biological process (GO): regulation of DNA double-strand break processing
Cellular component (GO): nucleus; site of double-strand break
Molecular function (GO): protein binding
Source: RefSeq, a predicted model, not a curated record
GUCAUCCUCACCGAAUUAAAAUCAAAAACAAGCAACAUUUCUUCCAAAUAAAAAGCAGACCCAAACAUAUUCCAUCGUUUUUGGAAAUGUUAUUAAUUGUGUGAAAAGAAAAAUCAAAAAACCAAUCAUGAACCGCCCUAAAAUAUCUUUUGGCAAGAUAAACUUAAAUCUUAACAAAGCACAACCUUCCUCAACAAACCAAACUGAAAAUGAUCAACCAGCAUCAAUUCAAGGUGGCUUCAAAAAGAUCGGCAAAGAUGAAAUGCAACGGAACAUCGAGAACGUUACCGAUGAUCUAGAGUCGCAGCAUUUAAAAGACGUUAUGGGUAUUUCUGGAUUUGGUCGGAAGGCCAAGACAUUUGACAUCAAUGCGGAGAUUGAAAGAGCACGCAAAAGUGCCCCUGCUAAGCCCGACGCCAGCGAUGAUAAGAGCCAAGAAGGCAACAACGAUGAUGACGAUGGCACUAUUGGCCCUCUUCCUCCGACUGAUUCGACCAAACAAAAGCCCAAUUCGGAUGGGGAAGAAGAUGACGAUGAUUCUGAGGACGAGGACGACAACCUCGAGAACAAAAUCCCAGACACACACGAAGUGCAGAUGCAACACGGCACUAAAGCCGUUCUCGCGCUUGCCGGAGACCCCUCCGGUGGACGCGUGGUCUCUGGAUCGAUAGACUACGAUAUGUGUUUCUGGGACUUCGCCGGAAUGGAUUCGUCGAUGAGGAGCUUCCGCACAAUACAGCCUUGCGAAAACUACCCCAUUCGUGCUCUGCACUACUCCGUGACGGGAGACAUGAUUUUGGUGGUGUCCGGAAAUUCACAGGCAAAGAUCCUCGAUCGCGACGGGUUCGAGAAGAUGGAGUGCGUCAAAGGCGACCAAUACAUAACCGACAUGACCAAGACGAAGGGACACACAGCCCAAUUGACCGCCGGCUGCUGGCACCCCUUCACUCGUGAAGAGUUCCUCACGAGUUCCAUGGAUGCCACACUUCGGAUCUGGAACAAUUUCCGAUCCAAAGAACAAAAAAUCGUCAUCAAGACUCGGGCUCAAGGCGGACUCAAGACCAUUCCAUCUUCAUGCACUUACAACCGAGAUGCGACGCUGAUUGCCGCUGGAUGUGUCGAUGGAUCCAUCCAAACAUGGGACACACGUAAGAUGUUUGUCAAUACCACACAUUGCGCAAGGAACGCCCACCAGAAAGGAAGCGAAAUAUCCUCGAUUGUGUUCUCAUAUCUCGGUCACCAGAUUGCCACUCGAUCAUGUGACGAAACUAUGAAGCUGUGGGAUCUGCGUUCGCUCAAGACAUGCCUUCACGCCUGGGAGGGGUUAUUUUCCCGCUACGACACCACCGACUGUUGCUUCAGUCCGGACGACCGAAUGCUGGUCACUGGUGAAUCGCUCCCCAAAGGCCAGAACGAGGCGAAUCUUCAUUUCUUUGAUACUCAGACGUUCCAGAGCGUGAAAACUAUUCCCGUUACCACAUCACACAUAAUCAAGACCCUGUGGCAUCCGAAGCUGAAUCAGAUUUUCGUAGGUUGCGGAAAUGGGGUGGUCAAGUGUUACUACGACGAAAGAAGAAGCUUCCGAGGAGCUAAACUCUGCGUGGUGAAGACUUAUCGCAAGAAGAAGCACACUGAGAUGAUUGGCGUCACACAGAUCAUCACCCCACAUGCAUUGCCAAUGUUCCGACAGGAGAAGUCCAAGUCCAGUCGCAAGAAGCUGGAGAAGGAUCGACUCGAUCCAGUCAAAUCAAAGCGACCAGAUUUGCCAAUCACCUCCGGCCAGGGUGGUCGUGUUGCUUCUUCGGGCGGCACGCUAAGUUCCUAUGUCAUUAGGAAUCUAGGUUUGAGCAAGAGAGUCGACGAUGAUCAGGAUCCCCGUGAAGCCAUUUUGAAGUAUGCCAAGGACGCAGCAGAGAACCCCUACUGGGUUGCUCCGGCGUACAACAAAACGCAGCCAAAGCCAAUUUUCUCUGAGGAACCAGAUGCUAAGAAGCCCAAGACCGAAUAAAGAACCACAUUUUAUGUAGAAAUAAAUAAAUAAAAAAGAAACAACUUUA